CGAUUUUCAGUUCGAAUCCGAACGCGACUGUGAGCGGUUCUGCGGUCUUCGUGCUAGCGUUUUAAAUCGCUGGGAAACAGCCUGCAAUUCUAUUGUUAAGACAGUGCCUAAAAAUUACCUGAAAAGAGAUAUGCGUUUCUUUUUCAUGCUCCUGCUACCCCUGGUGGCCCUAGCCCAGGACGAUGACUACUGCUUCAGCCAGGACACGUCGCGGCCCCAAACCCGUCAGUUCUCCUCGAAGACCGCCUACCAGAUUGUCAAGGGCAGCGAUAUCGAACGCCAGUACCUGGUUCCCAAGUGUGAGCCCAAAAAGAUGUGGAUCUUUCACAGGCACGGCACCCGCCUGCCCAAGAAGAGCAUGAUCAAGAAGGCCCCCAGGUUAGCCGAGCUUCGUGAUCUUAUCGUAAAGAACUAUAGGGUUCUGAAGACCAAGCCGGACAGGGAUCCCCUGUGCCAAACAGAUCUGAUUGCCCUUCAGAUGUGGAAAUGGAACAGUAGUAUCACUGGCGACAUGGAGGAGUACCUGACUGCCCAAGGAUACGACGAUCUUCGGGGAACAGCCAAGCUGUAUCAGCGGUAUUAUCCCAAUGUGCUGCCCAAAGAGUAUAAUGACACCUACUACCAGUUCCGCCAUACAGACACCCAAAGAACUACUGAGAGCUUCAAGGCCUUUGCCGAAGGACUCUUUGGAACGGCGAAUUCUGCCCAUCCCGUGGACAUUCCUAAGCAGGAUCUGCUACUACGUCCCUACGACUACUGCCAGUCCUACAAGGAUCUCAACUACAAGGGCGAGGGCUCGGAGUUCCAAAAGUAUCACCAGUCCACCGUGUGGAAGAACAACUUGGUGGACAUCUCCACGCGAUUGGGUUUCCAGUACACCCUCGAUGAGGACGAUAUCAAGCUGAUGUACGACAUGUGCCGGUACGAACAGGCGUGGCAGGUUGACCGGAACAGCGUGUGGUGUGGCGCCUUCUUGCCGGAGCAGGUCACCGUCUUCGAGUACGCAGAAGACCUCAAGUACUACUACGGAUCGGGCUACGGAUUCGAGGAAAUUGAGCGCUUAAACUGCCGCCUGGUGCAGGACCUGCUCACCCACCUGAACAACCCGGUGUCGCCCCAUGUGGUCGCCCACUUCGGCCACUCAACGGGCCUGCUCACUCUCAUCACGGCCCUGGGCCUGAAGAAGGAUGGCGUCAAGCUGCGGGCGGACAACUACCUGGACCUGGCCAGCCGUCGCUGGAAGAGCAGUCUGAUCGAUCCUUUCGCCAGUAACUUUGUGGCCGUGAAGUACGAUUGCCCGCAGGAUCUGGAUCGCGAGAAGGUCGUCUUCUUCCUCAACCAGGACGCUGUCCAGCUAGACUGGUGCAACGUGGGCCUGUGCAAGUGGUCGGAUGUCCUGGCCAAGUACCAGACCAUCGCGGAUGCCGACUGUGGGGAAUACUUCUGCCGGAGUGGCGGCGCUUCGUCCCUGGCAUCCGGGAUUUCCAUGCUGGCCUCUUCGCUGGUCGCUCUUCUGGUCUACUUAAUGCACUAAAUAUUAAGCUAGCUUUUAAUUUGUAAUGUACAAAGUUCGUACCAAAAGGCGGCUGCUACGCCUGCGGAAUGUCAGUCAAGUAUUUUUCGAUAUAGUUUCUCUAAUUUUAAUUCAGCACAACACCUCCCACAGUCGAAAAAUCACACAGAAUCGCACACUACAACCGAAAAACAACACACUUCCACACCCGACACAGAGAUUUUUAAAUUAACAAUUUUUCUAAUUGCCUUUUGAAUGUUGACAGUGCUACCUACAGUCAGAAAUAGCUUUAUAUUAACUAAAUAAAACAGAUAU
Messenger RNA from Drosophila bipectinata, 1828 nucleotides. RefSeq names its product Multiple inositol polyphosphate phosphatase 1 (gene Mipp1). The record is from RefSeq and is a predicted model, not a curated record. NCBI's taxonomy places the organism in Eukaryota, Metazoa, Arthropoda, Insecta, Diptera, Drosophilidae. Gene Ontology annotation, molecular function: inositol phosphate phosphatase activity; acid phosphatase activity.